GCCAGCCAGCCAGUCAGUGAGACGUCAGGCGUCUGAGCGUGGGCGCAAGCGGGCGUGGACAAAGCCAUUUUGCACAGCACCGCGCUCUCGCUCUGUCCUGACGUCCAUUUUCCCCAACACCGAAGAACAAAGCACACCGCAAGAACGAAGAAAGCCUCACAUUAUCAUCACAUCUCAUAUCUCACGCCACCUGAUCCACAUCAGCACUGAUAUCGCUUCCACCACCACCAAGCAAGCAAGGACACAAACGCCAACACCCCCUACAAUCACCGCCCACGGCGUCGCUUCAUUCGAUUGCCAUCCGUCAACGCCGACAUGCCCGCCUUCGCCAACUUUUUCGGGUGCAACCUGGAUCCCCGGACAGGCGAGCCCCUGAACUGUGCCAACCUGGUGCGGGCCCACGACAACUUCUGCUACAACGCGACCACGGUUGGGCGCGAUGAGCCCCUGAGGUCCUUCUUCACGGGAGAGCCAUUGACGGGGGGAGUGCCGCUCGAGAAGGAAGAGCUCGCCGCCUUGCAGCGCCACGUGAGCAAAGCGCCGGAUGCCGCCCGUCCCCAGGGCAUCUCCGACUUCUCCCUGCCACACGUGCAGCAGCUCCUCGAGAACGGCACCUUGCCCGCCUUGCCUGAGACCAAGUUUGGGGUCUCCGCCAGCCAGCGCGACGGCGCGUCCUCGCUGCUCGACCGCAUCAUCGACAUCCCCAUUCUUCCCGACAACACGCGCGCCACCAUUGUGGUCGAGUUCCACCCAGGCCCCAUGCAGCUGCCGCACAUCACGCAGCGCACGUGUUCCGACGGCACGGAGGUGGCUCUGGACACGCUCGUGUUCGGUGGCGGUCCAACUGGCCAGCAGCAGGCAGGCGUGACUGGAGACCUCGUGCCAUGGAACCACAUCAAGGAGAGCGCCAAGGCCCGUGCUGAUGCCCUUGCCGCACGCUUGCAGGGCACUGACCCGCACGCCACGACCGAUGUCGAGAUUGUCAUCCGCCUUACCCAACCACACUUCCCGCGCAUCAACGCCUACGACAUUCCUGGUCGCGUCGUCCUCCCGCCAUCACUCGCCACAGACAUCACGGUGAUUCGUGAGAGGAUGUUGGCACAGAACAACCUGCACGCGAUUGUGCUGGCACGCGCAGGCACGCUGCUCAACAACGUGCUGGCCAUUGGCGAGUUGGGAGACAAGUUCCCACAUCUCUUUGAGACUGCAACCCUCGUCAUGACACUCAUGGACAAUGGCGUGCGGCCAGAGGAAAACGCGCGUGCCCUGGUUGACGCCGAUCUACUGCACGCGUUUGGCAACGGCUUUGUUGUCGUGCCGAGCCCACGUACACCUGACGUGGCAGAUCACACCGCAUACGCCCCCGCACUCGCCCAGGAAGAGCAGCUCACGGACAGGCUGCAGCAGUUUGACGAGCUCAACGGCCGCAUUGGACGCACCGCGUUCCUGGCCGCACUCAAGCGUGUGUACGACAGCGACCACAUGCGCCUGUGGGUGGGCCGUGCCUACCACACCGCCCACAAGCUGUGCAUGGCGAAGCGUGCGCGCGUCAUGGAGCUGUCACCAUACUUCACCACCCCGGUCCCCGACGCGUGCACCGCCUCCAGGCAGACGCUGAACGGUCUCGACGCCACCAACGCGACUUCCCCGCUCGCCUCCACACCAGAGGCCGAGCUGCGCGUGCUGCUGUGCGACCGCAGCGCGGAGCUGAUUGGCGAGCGCCAGCGUGAGAUUGACGCCACCAUCAACAGGCGCGUGUUUGAGCUGAUCGUCAGGCGUCUACAGCAGGCGGAGGACCGUGUGCGUGAGGGCGCGCGAGGCGACGCUGCCGGCAUCGAUGCCACCACCGCCCUCGUGGCGCAGGCGCGUCAGCUGCACCGCGAGUUGAGCGAUGAGCUUGCGGCCGUUGUCAACGACCUGAGGGAUGGGACAAUCGCCGGUGCCGUGGCCGACAUUGUCAAAAGUGCCCUGCAGGAGGACACGUCGCCCAUGAACGUGCACCGCUUCCCAACUUUCAUCGCCAACACCGCACAAGCCGUGCGUGAGUUCUUCCACGAGAACGUGGACAGCGUGCUGGCGCUCGCCGUGGCGGAGUUCUCUGCCACCUUUGUGGGCGAUCAUCGCACGUUGUUCACGUUCCGCCACCAUCCCGGCAGCGCCGGUGGAGGCGACGACGACGAUGGCAUCGUCACGCCCGCUUCGCUGGAGUACACGCCGCCCGACCUCAAGCCUCUCACGGGCAAGCUGCACAUGUACGUUGCCAGCGCGGCCAUGGUGAUUGACUGGGAGGCGAUGAGGAAGGCUGUGCUGGAGGAUCGCAUGCACGCCUUUGAUCUCACGGAGCAGGAGACAGUGGUGCGUGAGCGCGUGCAGCUGUUUGACGAUAUUACGCAGCUGAACGAGGCCCUCGGUGACAUCUGCCGCCUUCGCAACCGCCAGAUGGACACGCAUGCAGCCGACCAGCUCGGUGCCAUUGCUGUUGAGGAUGUGACGCCUGAGAACCUGCCAGGCCUCUCGCAAGAGGCCGUGUUUACGCUGCAGCAGCUUCGCACGCAGGAUGCCGCCUUGACAGAAUUCUCAGCCGACGUGGGUGCUGACGUUGAGCUUCCAGUGCUCGUCAGCACGGUCAACAUCCUCUCCUCCAGCCAGCAUCUCACCUCUGUCAGCUUCUCCAACCUCGAUCUCUCUCGCACGGACGGCGAUCUGAGUGUGCGUGACAGCGUGUCCACGCUGCUUCUCUUCACUCCUCAUCUCCAGCACUUGACGCUACCCGGCGCCAAGUGCGGUGACAGUGAUGAUGCGAGCUGGCUUCGCAAGGCCAUCAUGUCAAGCACCACCCUCAAGACAGUCACGGUGACGGGCGUGAGUCGAGCGGACGGCGACGCGCUGCGUGCGGCAAUUGGCGAUGCCGUCAGCGAACACUCGACACUCACAGCCGUCACAAUUGGCAUCGUGGAGCCUCCUGCCCCUGCCGACGUUGAUGCUGGUGACGAUGGCAACGAGGGGGGUAACGAAGGUGGCGACAGCAGCAACAACAACAACGACGACGACAACAACAACAACAACAACAACAACAACAACAACAACAACAACAACGACGACGACGACGAGUCUGGCGACAACAACGGUGGCAACAGCGAUGACACCGGCACGGGCAACGGCAAUGAGUCUGGCGACAACAAGGGGGAGCAAGUACCUGCACCCGCCAGCAGCACAGGAGAGCUCGCCACACCCGAUGACGAUGACAUUGCGGAGCAGUACAAGGCAGCCAGGGCGGAAGGCAUUGCGUGCUUCAACGACUCAAAGUUUGAGGAAGCGGUGGCCGCGUUUACGCGCUGCGUUGAGCUGGACGCCAACAACCUUGGCGGAUACAACAACCGCGCCGAGUGCCGCCUGAAGCUGAAGCAAUAUGAGGAGGCGUUGGCUGACACAGCUGUUGUGCUGAACAAGGACCCAGCAAACGUCAAGGCGCUCUUCCGCAAAGCAGAGGCACACGAAGGGCUGGAGGACUUUAAUGCCGCGCUGGACGCAUACACGCGCUGUGCAGACGUCGACCCGGACUUCUCCAACGUGCAGGCGAAGAAGCAGGAGAUGGAACAGAUGAUUGCGGCCGUGGCAGCAUCCAAGGCCGACGCUGAUGGUGGUGAUGGUGCCAAUGAUGGUGAACAGGGUGAAGAGGAAGCUGGUGAUGGUGAAGGUGAAGGUGAGGAAGCUGGUGAGGGCCAAGCGAAUGGUGAGGAUGCCAACCGCGAGCAUGAUGACGAGCAUGCUGGCGACGAACCAGCUGUGCCAGCCAGCCACGACGAUGAGUUGCUUGCACCGCUUCCCGAGGACAUUCUGGAGCAGCUGGCGGGGAAGAGCAAGGAGGAGCGAUGGCAGUUCCUUGGCGACCGGCUGUUUGCGCGCGUGGAGAUUCUCGACCGGGUCAACGCGGGCCGGAUCACGGGGAUGCUGCUCGAACAAGACGACGAGGCCACGGUGGCGCUGAUGCGAGACCAGGACGCGCUGACUCGCCACGUGCAGCAGGCGCAGGAGGUGAUUGCUCGGACGGCCAGCAACGAGGGUGAAGUUGGUGAAGGUGGUGACAACAACAACGACGAAGGUGGUGAAGGUGGUGAGGGUAACCAGGAAGGUGGUGACAACAACAACAACGACGACGAAGGCGGUGACAACAACAACGACAACAACGCCGACAACUGAUCUCUUCAAUGACUUGACUGACGUGUGUGUUUGUUCUGCUCUUUUUCUGCCUUUCUGCUUCCUCCUUGUCGUGCGUGCGUAUUGCUCUUUGUUUUGCUUUGCAUCUUUCCGUUUUCUCUUGCGAGCCUUUUGCGUGUGUGUACCAGUGUACUUAAACCAGCGACAC
Messenger RNA from Salpingoeca rosetta, 4366 nucleotides. RefSeq lists its product as uncharacterized. NCBI's taxonomy places the organism in Eukaryota, Choanoflagellata, Craspedida, Salpingoecidae. The transcript is spliced from 10 exons. The coding region runs from base 316 to 4200 and encodes 1294 amino acids. The record is from RefSeq and is a predicted model, not a curated record. Gene Ontology annotation, molecular function: protein binding; RNA binding.